This is a messenger RNA of Aspergillus mulundensis, 1446 nucleotides long. RefSeq lists its product as uncharacterized. The coding region runs from base 1 to 1446 and encodes 481 amino acids. The transcript has a single exon. Gene Ontology annotation, molecular function: protein binding. Lineage: Eukaryota; Fungi; Ascomycota; Eurotiomycetes; Eurotiales; Aspergillaceae. The record is from RefSeq and is a predicted model, not a curated record.
AUGUCGUCGCUCCUCGCUCUCCCCAACGAAAUCCUGCUGAUGAUAAUCGAAUCACUCACAGAGGAGUGGGACAUUUGGUCACUUAUUCAAGCAAACCACCGACUCUACGCGCUGGGAAGGCCACGCCUCUGGCGGCACAACGCGGUCCACGAGAACAGUGAAGCCUUAAUAUGGGCCGUUGAAACCGAGCAGCUGGACAAAAUGCAAUAUGCGUUGGACCACGGAGCUAAUGUGAAUUGCGUGAAUUGGCAUGAUGAAACACCGCUUAUGAUCGCGGUCAAGGAAGACCGCCUCGAUAUCGUCGAUUUCCUGCUGAAGGUCCCAAACCUCGACGCUGACUUUCGGCAUCCAAAAGUGACAACUAAAACCGCACUCCAAUUGGCUUGUCUGUUGGGACGCCUCGAGAUUGUCGAGAGAUUGAUACGCCGCCCAGAGGUGCGAAUGGACGACGCGCAUAACAACAUCUUGCUCCGUAAUGCGGCGGAAAUGGGUGAUACCAAGCAGCUGGCACUUCUAUUGUCGGAUCCCGCGGCGAAUCCGAACCUUCUGAGCUCGUAUGGAUAUGUCCCUUGUACACCCUUGAUGGCGGCGGUGCAGAGUGGGCGUGUAGAAGCAGCCCGCUUUUUGCUCGACCAUCCGAGAAAUAAUCUUGGCACUCUUGAUCCAAUGGGUUCACCAGCUCUGUACUAUGCAUUUCGUACGAACAGAGUUGAAAUGGUCCAACUGUUCCUGGACCGCGGAGCAGAUAUCAACCAGGUUUUCCGGAAUAAUGAUACGAUGCUCUGCCAAGCAGUCAAGGCAGGUUAUGAGAACAUGGUGUCGUUUCUGCUUUCUCGCGGCGCCGACCCAUCUUUAGGCGCACCGGCCUGCAUUGCAGCCGAUGAAUGCGACUUCCGCAUUACCAAGAUGUUUGUUGAUGAACCGCGAGUUAGCGGAUGGCAGCUGGGCCACGUUCUGAAUGCCGCGGCUCGUCACCGACAAUAUGAGCUCACAGAGCUUCUGAUGGGACGAGCGGACAUUGACGUCAACCACCGGGGACACAAGGAGCUGACGCCGCUGAUGGCAGCGAUAUCGUACAAUUCAUCUCGUUCCCUCGAGAUGUCCCAGUUCUAUCUGCAACCCUUUAUACUUAAUUCUCGGGUGGAUAUAAAUGCGCAAGACGCUGACGGGCGCACGGCCAUUUCUAUUGCUGCGCAGUUGGGACGGAAAAAUGAUGUCCAAGUGUUACUCAAGCAUCCCGCGAUAGACGUCAACAUACCAAACAAUAAAGGCAAUACUGCGAUGGACCUGGCGCAGGUGUAUAGCCACGUGGAGAUUGUGGAGUUACUACGGUCAGCAGGUGGACAUCACAGUCAACAACAUCUGGAUACCUCCAUUUUCAGAAGAUGGAUCGAGAAAAUAGACCGUCUUUAUUCGUUUGAGAACUUUCUCCAAUCGACCGAGUGA